Molecule: messenger RNA, 2712 nt
Organism: Exophiala bonariae
Lineage: Eukaryota; Fungi; Ascomycota; Eurotiomycetes; Chaetothyriales; Herpotrichiellaceae
Gene: YTA12
Product: Mitochondrial inner membrane m-AAA protease component
Exons: 2
Coding region: 1-2712 (903 amino acids)
Biological process (GO): mitochondrial protein processing
Cellular component (GO): membrane; m-AAA complex
Molecular function (GO): zinc ion binding; ATP hydrolysis activity; ATP-dependent peptidase activity
Source: RefSeq, a predicted model, not a curated record
AUGGCGGCAAGCUUCCUGCGGCCACAGCUGGUCCGCACCUCCAAAGCUGCCCUAAACUGCGCUGCAUGCGCCAGAAGUCGCACCUCCCAACUCUCCAGAUCUCGCUUCUCUAGUCGACUCUAUCCCUCAAUAGCAAGGUCUUAUGCCACAGUAAAUCCAGGCGAGCCGAAGCCUCCGCGGAAGAAUUCCAGAGACGAUAAAUCGCCUGCCGACCAAUCCUCCAAAUCUCCUGGACCUGAACCAGACAAGAACGAGAAUGGAGAAUCAACGAGCUCUCAGCCGGAAUCGGCAGACUUUUCGCCCCUUACUGCUGAAGAAUCCAAGCAGAUAGAUGACAUUGCCAACAUGAUCAAAAGUGGCUUACCCAAGUCUCAACGGAAGGCGGUUGAUGAAGCCAUUGCCUUGAUAAAGAAAGGUGGAAUGCCAAUCGAGUUACGAGAGAUUCUGGAUGCCCAACAAAAAGAUCCGAAUCGACGCAUCGAUCUUGCUACAACCGUGCGGUUAGUGGGUGUCUUCACCAAGAUGUCCCGAAUGAACAUUGCGGAAGUACGGGCGAAGUAUGGCAAGGAUGUUGACCAAAACAAAGCCGAACCUGAGAAAGAAGAGACUGAAGAACCACGUCUCUUUGAACAAUCCAAUAAACAACAAGAUCGUGAGCAAGGUCGCGAGAAGGGUAAAAAGAAAUCCGACGGUCCAAAACCGUACACCUUCGAUCUCAAGAUGGAUACAGGUACCAUUAUCAUGUCAUCGUUGGUGUCAUACUACAUCUAUUCGACCCUCUUCCCUGGAGAAUCCUCAAGAGAUAUUACAUGGCAAGAAUUCAGAACCACUUUCUUCGACAAAGGUCUUGUUGAGAAAUUGACCGUCAUCAAUCGCAAUCGUGUUCGGGUUGAAUUACAUCGGGAGGCUCUCAAGAACAUGUAUCCCCAGUCACCCGCGGUUGACCCCAAGUUUCACUACUACUUCUCCAUCGGCUCCGUUGAGGCUUUCGAGCGAAGACUGGACGAAGCACAUGCGGAACUUGGCAUCUCAAGCAGUGAGAGAAUUCCUGUUGCGUACUCCGACGAAAUGCCAUUGAGUGCAGCCAUCUUUUCCUUCGGACCUACAAUCCUAUUCGUUGGUGCCUUGUUCUGGCUAUCUCGCCGAGCAGCAUCCGGUGCUGGUGGUCAAAGUGGCAUCUUUGGUAUCGGCAAAUCAAGAGCGAAGAGAUUCAAUCACGAAACCGACAUCAAAACUAAAUUCGCGGAUGUUGCUGGUAUGGAUGAAGCCAAAUUAGAGAUCAUGGAAUUCGUGUCUUUCUUGAAGGAUCCUUCAAAAUACCAGAGUCUCGGUGCCAAAAUUCCUCGAGGUGCAAUUCUUUCAGGGCCUCCAGGUACUGGUAAGACUUUAUUGGCAAAGGCGACUGCUGGUGAAUCCGGUGUACCGUUCUUCUCUGUUUCCGGUUCGGAAUUCGUGGAAAUGUUUGUUGGUGUCGGUCCAUCUCGUGUGCGAGAUCUAUUCAGCAAUGCUCGAAAGAAUACUCCUUGUAUCAUCUUCAUCGACGAAAUUGAUGCCAUCGGAAAGGCAAGAGCUAAGUCAAAUUUCGGAGGUGGCAACGAUGAACGUGAAUCUACUCUCAAUCAAAUUCUGACAGAGAUGGAUGGUUUCAACACAUCAGAACAGGUUGUUGUCCUUGCAGGUACCAAUAGGCCCGAUGUUCUGGACAAAGCCUUGAUGCGCCCCGGUCGUUUUGAUCGACACAUCUCGAUUGAUAGGCCUACCAUGGAUGGUCGAAAGCAGAUCUUCAAGGUACAUCUGAAGAAGAUUGUCACCAGUGUCGACAUCGAAUAUCUUACCGGCCGCCUUUCAGCGCUAACACCUGGAUUCUCUGGUGCUGAUAUUGCCAACUGUGUCAAUGAAGCAGCUCUGAUUGCCGCUCGUGCCAAUGCUACAACAGUUGCAAUGACACAUUUUGAGCAAGCAAUUGAACGUGUCAUUGGUGGUCUGGAGAAGAAGUCUUUGGUGCUCUCACCAGAAGAGAAGAAGACUGUUGCAUACCAUGAAGCUGGUCACGCUAUCUGCGGUUGGUUUUUGAAAUAUGCCGAUCCUCUACUGAAGGUCUCUAUCAUUCCACGAGGUCAAGGAGCAUUGGGUUAUGCUCAAUAUCUUCCUGCCGGUGGAAAUGAUGCAUAUCUCAUGAACGUCAAGCAACUAAUGGACCGAAUGGCCAUGACUCUUGGUGGACGUGUCAGUGAGGAGAUUUGGUUUGACUCCGUCACGAGUGGUGCAUCAGAUGAUUUCAACAAGGUCACCCGUAUGGCUACUGCAAUGGUCACUGAAUGGGGUAUGUCGGAGAAGAUUGGUUAUCUCAACUACAAAGAUGAUGAGCAGCGUCUACACAAGCCUUUCUCCGAGGAGACGGCGCGAAACAUUGAUGCUGAAGUUCGUCGUAUUGUCGAUGAGGCAUACAAACAAUGUCGAGACCUACUUCUGGAAAAGAAAGACCAGUUACAGGCUGUGGCUGAGGAGCUAUUGAAGAAAGAGAUGCUGGUGCGUGACGAUCUGGUUCGGAUCCUCGGUAAGAGGCCUUUCGAAGAUGCUGGAGAGUUCCACAAGUACUUCGAUAAUACUGAGGGAAAAAGUGCACCACCUCCUCCGCCUACAGAAGAACCGGGCCCAUCCGGUGCUAUUCCUGAAACACCUUCUCCAGCCUUCAAGCGACACGAGCUAUGA